Messenger RNA from Trypanosoma brucei brucei TREU927, 1119 nucleotides. RefSeq lists its product as hypothetical. The record is from RefSeq and is a predicted model, not a curated record. The coding region runs from base 1 to 1119 and encodes 372 amino acids. NCBI's taxonomy places the organism in Eukaryota, Euglenozoa, Kinetoplastea, Trypanosomatida, Trypanosomatidae. The transcript has a single exon.
AUGCGGUCUAUACCUUACGGGAGCAAAGUGGGGGAGUUAUGUCGCGGUUUUGUGUCUGCAUUCAGCCCCGCACUGCACGGUUAUCACCGUGGGUGCAAGGGUUUUUUCCCUGAACCUGCUGAAUGCUGGUUGGCAAUCUUGACGGACUCGGUGCCUUUUUAUCGAAAUUCUUUGGUAAUAUGUCCUUCGUUCAUGGAUGACGAGCGGCUUGGGGCAAUAACCCGUCGUUCAGGUGAGCACUUCCCGGGUUGCCGUGUGGCCGCAUUGCGGAGACGCAUUGGCGUUGCAACAAGCAGUCCAUGCUGCAGAGCUGAAGGUAGUGGUGAGGCCCUGCAGGUCAAAGGCGGUCGACUCCCUCAUUUUGUUUCCCCUUUAGAGACUGUGGCACCAUCAUCUCUUGAUGCAGUGAUUUUUGCGGGGAAUGUGUUUGGGGAAGAAAUGCUUCACGAUGCGCCGUGGCAUUUGUCCCUGGCGCAUCGGUGCCUCCGACCACAUGGUGUAGUGGCCGUAAUGGGGUAUUCUCCCGUGAUCCGAGUUGUGGCACCAGAGGCGGCACGAAACGAUGCUGACGAUUUUCUGAAGGAUCUUGUGGACUCUGCGCGUGCCGCAAUUGAACGAGGGGAGGCAGAUAACAUGCGGGAGGCUUUGCAACGGGUAAUGGAUGUGAGCAGUAGCUUAGACGUUGGUCACGCGGACAUGUAUUUUCCCUUCCCCUCCGUACGGAGACGGUGGUUUUGUUCUGAGUACAGUGCAACACCCGCUCAGGUGGCGGCGGCGUACAGAUGUCUCCCAGAAUACCAGUUACUCUCCACAGGAUCUAGGGGAAACUCAAGGGCUCCUCAAUGUAGUGACAUGGAGGAAACACUGAUAUGCGAGGGUGGUAGUGGUGACGAUGCGUUAAAUGUCGUCCGCCGUCGUUGCAUUGUGGAUCCACUCGAAGCAUUGGAGGGUUGUUUGCGUGCGCUUUUAAUCUCGGGAGGGGACACUGCUGCUGGCAAGUCGGCUUUACGAGUCCGUGUGAGUCACUUUGUUGUUACGUGCAGCACCCGUUCGAUUAAUGCGCAAUCGCAGUUGCCUCCUCAUCCCAGUGCCGUUGAGCGCUUACCACACCUGAAGUAA